Messenger RNA from Acanthosepion pharaonis, 744 nucleotides. The record is from the annotation of a GenBank genome assembly. NCBI's taxonomy places the organism in Eukaryota, Metazoa, Mollusca, Cephalopoda, Sepiida, Sepiidae.
AUGUUUUUAUUUGUCUCAUAUUCUCACAUUCCCAUUCUUUCAUUCUCUCAUAUUAUUCCCAUUCUUUCAUUUCUCUCAUAUUCUCACAUUCCCAUUCUUUUCAUUCUCUUUUAUAUUCUCCACAUUCCCAUUCUUUCAUCUCUUCUCAUUUCUUUCAUUCUCAUAUUCUCACAUUCCCAUUCUUUUCAUUCUCUUAUAUUCUCACAUUCCCAUUCUUUCAUUCUCUCAUUCUCACAUUCCCAUUCUUUCUUUCAUUUAUUCUCACAUUCCCAUUCUUUCAUUCUCUCAUAUUCUCACAUUCCCAUUCUUUCAUUCUCUCAUAUUCUCACAUUCCCAUUCUUUCAUUCUCUUAUAUUCUCACAUUCCCAUUCUUUCAUUCUCUCAUAUUCUCACAUUCCCAUUCUUUCAUUCUCUCAUAUUCUCAAAUUCAUUUUUCUAUCAUCCUCUCACAUUCUCUCUUUUCUCACACUCUUAAAUUUUCUCAUUUUCUCUCGUUUUCUCACAUCUUUUCAUUUUCUCACUUUCUCUCAUUCUCUCUUUUUCUCACAUUCUCUCAUUUUCUCAUUCUCUCACAUUUUCUCUCAUUCUCUAACAUUCUCUUAUUUUUCUCAUUUCUCAUUCUCUCUCAUUUUCUCAUCCUAUCACUUUCUCUCAUUCUCUCAUUUUCUCUCAUUUUCUCUCAUUUUCUCAUUCUCUAACAUUCUCUCAUUUUCUCUCAUUUUCUCUCAUUUUCUCAUUCUCUAA